Molecule: messenger RNA, 513 nt
Organism: Knipowitschia caucasica
Lineage: Eukaryota; Metazoa; Chordata; Actinopteri; Gobiiformes; Gobiidae
Source: the annotation of a GenBank genome assembly
AUGCAGAGGUCCUUUCCAGGUUUCCAUAAAGGAAAACAACGUUUUGUCCCUGGGCCACUUAAGUCAAUUAAACGCCAGAGCUUGCAGGUGUACCUGCUUUCAUCAGCUGCUAAAGUUUCACCAACCACAGACGAUGACUUGAUGUACUCUCAGGCUGGACUUGGGAUGAAAAUUAUUAGUUUCCCAGAAGAUGCAUCGCAUGAACAGAUUUCUCAAGAGUUGGGCAUUGAGUUCCCCAAGCUUCCAAGCUUAAAAGGAGCGUGGCUGUUCUACAAGGCUUCAGGAGGAGGAGCUGCUCUAACUACAUCCAAGGAUUUAUUGCCUACCCCUACAACCACAUAUCAAGCUACAGCUGAAAAAGUACCAUGCCCGGUAUGUAAUGAGAUUUUUGAUUUGGAUACUGUGGAGUCCCAUGCUAGUUUCUGUGUUGAGAGAGUUUUUGGUGAGCGCACCGAUGAGGUUCAAGAAGUUUGGGAGAUGGGCCUCUCCACUUUCAUGUACACUUUCAGGUGA